Marchantia polymorpha subsp. ruderalis is the source of this 1975-nucleotide messenger RNA. Lineage: Eukaryota; Viridiplantae; Streptophyta; Marchantiopsida; Marchantiales; Marchantiaceae. The record is from the annotation of a GenBank genome assembly.
CAGCUCGUUUUAGAAGGUGUGCGUUAACGCUAAAGCUUCAUGCGAACGUCGAGUGGGAGGGAUUGCGAUCCUGAUUAUUUUAUUUACGAGGAAGGUGAGCGACAGACCGCGUUAGUGGCGCUCGGACUCAUUGCGCUAGCCGAUGAUGCGGACGUCGCUGAGUGAAGGAGUCCAGCCGACGAGGCGCGGUGAAGCGAGGCUUUAUAAGCCAGGAGUGAACGUGAGGCAAUGCGAGAGGUGCGGGGAUGUUGUGAGUGGGAGGGGCCUUGUGAUCGUCUUGAAGAGUGAACGAACCGGCUUAGCUCUAAGGGUAAUGGUGCAUAGACCAGAAAGCAUGCAACCGUCCACAGUCAUGCCUCGAGGUGCGACAUUUUGACCGAGCUGCGAAGCAUGCACAUGGAGGACUCUCCUGCCUUGUGGAUCGUCUCUUCUUCAUAAAGCAACACUAAGCACGCUCAAUUCCUUCCUAUUCUGACUCGGAGCUACGUAUAACCACCCUGCCCGCUGCAUCGUCCGCUCUGAUCAUGUCGAUUCUUCUUGCGCUCUCGUUCCUCGCUUUCUUCCAAAUGCCGCAUCUCUCAUCAGCUGUUCCUGGUGAAUUCGUCCAGUUCCAGAGGUUCUCGGCUGCGGAAUUGCGACAAAGCCUCGGUCUCGAAAGCCUCAAGCUCGACGAUCAGGAGUUUCCAGCUGAUGAGAGCCGCAGCAAUCGCGAGCUGGCCCAGCUUUCUUCGAGACACCUACCCAGACGCAGGACGGCAGAAGCAGAAGCUACGAUUUGCAUCAUGUCUUCUUUAAAAACGAAUCAUGGUCUCCUCACGCUCGCCGCUUUCGACACAGGCCACUGACGCCCUUAAGUAUACAGUAGAGAGGGAGGCCCGCUCGGGCAUUACAUACAGACGACGGCCUUUUGCAGCGUGGUGGUGGUGGUGUGUGAGAGUUGACACAGAGACAUAAAGCCGGAAAACAUUCUUCUGGACAAGAAUUACAACGCAAAGAUUGUCGACUUUGCACUCGUCCGGCCCGCCAAUGAUUCAAAUCACACUCUAUUCACCAUGAACAUCGGAGGAACGAGGGGCUACUUUUCACCAGAGUAUGCACUAGAAGGCGUCGUAUCCGAGAAACUGGACGUGUAUAGCUUUGGUGUUGUCUUGCUGGAAAUCGUUGCUGGAAGACAGUGCAUCGAUCUGAAGUUGCCACAGGAACAAAGUAUUCUACGUUCCUGGGCUAUAACGUUGUACACGGAAGGCAAGGUUUUGAACUUGGUCGAUAAAAGACUGGAGGGCAAUUACGACGAAGAAGAAGUCCUGCUCGUGGUGGACAUGGCUCUGUCUUGUCUGCAAACAGAUCCCAAGAAACGCGCAACGAUGUCUCAACUGGUGAACGUCCUCAUGAAGAACUCAAAUGCAAGUGUAGCUGUGGACAUCGUCAACGAGCUAAAAUUCCAGACACCAUACUUGUUGAGCAUAUCAGAGAACGAACACUACGUGGAUACCUAUCCUAGUAGACAAGGCGUUCAAGGAGAAUCAGUCGAACUUGCUUUAAUGUCAUCAUUUGCCACCGAUUCACAAGCCUCGGUUAUGGUGCCUCGAUAGUGCGUACGUGAGCCGAUGGGGCUGUGAAUCAUACAGUACAUAGUUUCUGGCCUUUCUGCCAGCGGGCUUACCUUCAAUCUUGUUGAUUUCUCACCCUAUGAUCGAACUUCCAGACAGACACCACAAUAUUCUACUCCAAAACUUUAACACUCCACAUCAAGAAGUAGAUUCUGAAACCUUGCUGCCAUGAGUUGCAAGGUAAAAGUGUCCACACCCUCCCAGGUCCACUAUACGAUACAGCCUUCCUUGUUCUUGAAGAAAGAGUUACGGUGACUAAUGGCUUGGAAGGAAGUCUUGCUUCUAUUCUACUUCCACUUCAUUUCAUUAUACUAAGGUGGACCAAUUCCACCUUAGGAUCAUCCUCUGAACAUGGCGAUUUGGCU